Leucoraja erinaceus (little skate) is the source of this 7177-nucleotide messenger RNA. Its product is annotated as protein NYNRIN-like. The transcript has a single exon. Gene Ontology annotation, molecular function: nucleic acid binding; RNA-DNA hybrid ribonuclease activity. Bases 2040 to 4688 code for a protein of 882 amino acids. Lineage: Eukaryota; Metazoa; Chordata; Chondrichthyes; Rajiformes; Rajidae. Gene Ontology annotation, biological process: DNA integration. The record is from RefSeq and is a predicted model, not a curated record.
AAGCAGUAGUAUCCGGACCACACAGAGACUCGGCAAAGAAGUGGGAGUAGUUGGAAAUCGUGAAAAAUCAAUCGAGCAAUUUCUGUGUACAGAACCCAGGUAGGAACAAUGACUAAUAAAGUACUUCCUGGGCGAUUGUGGAAAGACCUUGUGGUUGACGCCCUGAAGCAUUCAGGGGGCUGCAAGGCUGUAAGAAGGGAGGGGAAGAUAAGAAGUUCUGUAGAAUUUAAGACCUUGUACGGGCAAGGCAGAUAUGAUGAACACUGUAUUGAGAAUAUGAUGAACAUGGUAUUAAGAAUAUGAUUAUGAUAAAUAAGGUAAUUAAACACGGUGUUUAGAAAAAGGGAGGGGAAAAGGCUGUGGGCCAAAUCCCCGCAUUCUGCCCAAUAGUCCGUUGGGGCAAAUGCUGGACCCUGGAGGGCAGGAAAUACCCAGGGGUUGGAGGAGCCAACAUGAUAAGGUAUAGUCCGUUGGGACAAAUGCAGAGCCGGAGGGGGCCAAAAUACCCAAAGGAAAGAGAAGACAGGGGCCGGGGUGGACGAAGAUCACCCGGCCAACAGGACGGGGAGUCAAAGGGCAGAAGGGGAAGAUAAGUUUGGUUGAAAUUAGACCCCCGAGGGAGGUACCUAGGAGAGGACCCUGAGGGGGAAGGGGGUUUGUUAAAUAGCCUCCUUGAAGAUCCUUUAGGUCUGACAAGAACAGUUAGAUCAAUUCCUUUUCACAGAAGUGAAAAACAAGUAGUAAAGAUUAUGUUGCAGGCAGUAGAAAAACAGCAAAUAAGGAACAGAGAGAGACAGGAUGAUGAGGGAGUUACUCCCGAAAGUAGCAGAUAAGAAGACGGCAAAGGCCGGAGACACAGAGAUACAGACAGAGAGAGAGAGAGAGCCAGACACAGAGAUACAGGCAGAGAGAGAGAGAGCCAGACACAGAGAUACAGGCAGAGAGAGAGAGCCAGACACAGAGAUACAGACAGAGAGAGAGAGAGAGAGCCAGACACAGAGAUACAGGCAGAGAGAGAGAGAGCCAGACACAGAGAUACAGACAGAGAGAGAGAGCCAGACACAGAGAUACACAGAGAGAGAGAGAGAGACAGACACAGAGAUACGGACAGAGAGAGCCAGACACAGAGAUACAGAUAGAGAGAGAGAGCCAGACACAGAGAUACAGGCAGAGAGAGAGAGAGCCAGACACAGAGAUACAGAUAGAGAGAGAGAGAGAGCCAGACACAGAGAUACGGACAGAGAGAGAAAGCCAGACACAGAGAUACAGGCAGAGAGAGAGAGAGCCAGACACAGAGAUACAGACAGAGAGAGAGAGAGCCAGACAGCUUUACUCAGAGAGUGGUAGCUGUGUGGAAUGAGCCUCCAGUGAAGGGUGGUGGAGGCAGGUUCGAUAUAUGGUUAUAUGGUAUACCCUUAGAAAGUAUUUGCUGAUGUGGACAAUUUGUUGGUUUGUUCCACAAGUGAAGAGAGAGAAAUACUUCAGAAUAUAAGACAGCAGAUGAUGACCUUGGGAAAGGCAGGAUAUAGUUCAGACUAGAUUGGAAAUUUUGAAAUUGUAUGGUGAAAUGGAAAAAGUACAUGUCAAAGAAGUUAAAUUAAAAUGCAGACAAAGCAGCUGAAACAGCAUCUGGAAGAGAUGUCCAGGGUAAGUCUGAAUCGAUUUAGGUAUGAGCACUGUAGUGUCGUUUAUGCUGAAUAAGGUAAUUAAGAGGUUUGGUAAACCCACAGAAAUCAGCUUUGACAACGGAUUGUUUUCAUUUGAUGAAAAGAAUAAAUGGAACAUUGAAGGUUAAAAUAAAUAAGAUUUGUGUAAUGCUCUGCCAUUGGCACUGAAGAAAUGUUGCAUGCAAACUAACCAGCAGGUGACACAAUGGAGAAGUUCCUGCAAGGGACCGAGUUUGGAACAGUUACAGAUAGAAUUUAAAAAGUAUAUGAAACAGUUAAUAAUGAUAUACAAGUCUAUUUAUGAACAGGUAAAGUAAAAGCUGUCGGAGAUGGACCAGGAGGAAGGACCCUUUAAACCUGAAGACAAGGUGUAUGUAUUUAUUCGGCCAAAUUUUAGAGCAGGUAUUGGAGGAUUUCCCAGGUCACGGGGAAACGCAACUAUUACAGUAUGUGGAUGACCUCCUUUUGUCAGGAGCAAGAGAAAUGGAAGUGAGGGAUGCCACAAUAAGCCUGUUAAACUUCUUGGGAAGGAAGGGGUUAAGAGUGUCCCGUAACAAGCUUCAAUUUGUGAAACAAGAGGUAAAAUAUCUGGGACAUCUGAUAAGUGGAGGAAAGAGACGAAUAAACCCCGAAAGGAUAGCUGGGAUCACGAGAGUACCACUACCAAAGAAUAAGAAAGAGAUCCGAAAAUUCCUGGGAUUGAUAGGAUACUGUCGACUGUGGAUAGAUGAUUACUCCAGACAAGUAAAAUUCCUGUAUGAUAAAUUGGGAGAAGAAAAAGACAAAGUUCAGUGGACUCCAGAACAGGAGGUGAAAUUUGGGAAAUUAAAGAACAGUUUGAUUACUGCUCCCGUGUUGGCUCUGCCCUCAGUAGAACAACCUUUCCACCUGUUUGUAAAUUCAGACAAGGGGGUGGCACUAGGGGUACUCACCCAGAAAAGAGGGGGAAAUCGACAGCCAGUGGCCUUCCUCUCAAAAAUAUUAGAUCCAGUCUGCAGGGGAUGGCCGGGAUGCAUACAAGCGGUAGCAGCUACCGCAAUAUUGGUGGAAGAGAGUAGGAAAUUAACCUUUGGAGGCACUCUGGUUGUUUCUACACCACACACAGUAAGAACCAUACUCACUCAGAAAUCCAACAGAUGGUUAACAGACUCCAGACUUUUAAAGUAUGAGGCCAUCCUGAUGGAAAAAGACGAUUUGAUGAUAAUUACGGAUAAGAACCUUAACCCGUCCCAAUUCCUGUAUCCAGCAGAGAAACAGGGUGACAAGGAAGAGGGCCCAGUACACUGCUGUAGUGAAAUAAUAGAUUUACAGACAAAAAGUAGAGAAGACUUAGAAGAGCAACCUCUGGCUGAGGGCAGCCGGUGGUUCAUAGAUGGAUCCACCAGGUGCAUAGAUGGAAAAAGACAUAGUGGGUACGGUAUAGUGAACGGGGAAACUAUGGAGGAAAUUGAAAGCGGCAGGCUGCCUGGUAGUUGGUCAGCUCAAUCUUGUGAAUUAUAUGCAUUAAUGAGAGCUUUGGAAUUAUUGGAGGGGAAGGAAGGAACAGUAUAUACCGAUUCAAAAUACGCUUUUGGAGUAGUACACACCUUUGGGAAGAUCUGGAAAGAGCGAGGAAUGAUAACAACUCGAGGUAAAGAACUAGCACAUGAGCAAUUGAUAGGACAGACACUGGAAGCAUUGCAAAAACCAGAACGAAUAGCCAUAGCACAUGUGGCAGGGCAUCAGAAGGGUAACACCCUGGAGGCCAGAGGAAAUAGGGCAGUGGAUGAGGUUGCAAAAAGAGCAGCCACAGAACAGAUGGUAGAAAUGAAGUCACUAAUACCGUUAAGGGAACCAGAGGAAAAGAUACCUAUCUUUAGUGAGAAAGAACAGGAAAACAUGAAAGAAAUGGGGGCUCAGCGUACUUCAAAUGGGAAAUGGUGGACACCAAAUGGAAAGCAGCUAUUGAACAAAGAAAUAAUGAGGGAGUUAUUAGGGAGAUUACAUGGACAAAGCCAUUGGGGAACACAAGCCCUCUGUGACACCCUCCUCAGAACCUACGCUUGCUGUGGGAUGUUUACCAUGGCCAAACAGGUCAUAAGGGGCUGUGUAAUAUGUCAGCGAAUUAAUAAGAAAAUCAUGAGAGCAGUCCCAGGAGGAGGACAACCAUUAGCAGUUAGGCCCUUCCAAAGAAUACAGAUAGAUUUUACCGAGCUGCCCCGGGUACGAACAUGGAAGUACCUGUUAGUGGUAGUGGACCAUUUCACCAGAUGGGUAGAGGCAUUCCCCACGGCAACUGCCACCACACAGGUGGUAGCCAAGAUAUUAUUAGAACAAAUUAUACCCAGAUAUGGGAUUGUGGAAACAAUAGACUCAGAUAGAGGGACCCAUUUUGCCUCAAAGACACAUGAAAUGAUAUGUGAAGCACUGGGAAUAGAAUGGAAAUUGCAUACACCAUGGCAUCCCCAGAGCUCAGGAAAGGUGGAAAGAAUGAAUGGCACCUUAAAGACACAAAUUACCAAGUUGAUAGAGGAAACGAGACUCCCCUGGACUAAGUGCCUCCCGAUAGCCCUGUUGAGAAUCCGAACGGCACCUCGAAAAGACAUAGGGAUAUCACCAUAUGAAAUGCUAUUCGGGCUCCCAUACUUAGGGAAGAUAGAAGGAGUCCCAACAAUACAAGGGAACGAUGUGUUCCUGAGGAACUAUUUACUGGCAGUGUCCCAAUCUCUUGCAGAACUAAAAAUUAAAGGAUUGCUGGCCCAGAGCCCACCACUGGACUUUCCAAUUCACUCAGUCAAGGCUGGAGACUGGGUAUUAAUAAAAACGUGGAAAGAAGAAAAGCUGCAACCUAAGUGGACUGGACCCUACCUGGUGUUACUAAUCACCGAGACAGCAGUACGAACAAAAGAGAAAGGGUGGACACACGCAAGUCGAGUUAAGGGUCCUGUGGAGGCCCCACCAGACGAUAUCAGCCCGUGGACAGUGCGCAAAGGAGAAGAACCAUUGACUUUAAUAUUUACCAAGAACCCGCAGGAAAAAUGAAGAUUUCGUGUUGGUGGGUCGUGUGUUGGGUGGUUACCCAACUUGUAAGUAAUGUAACAUGCAUAAAAAUCACAAUACCACAAAAUAGAAGGUCCACCACCAUCCCAUUUAAUGUAUGUAAAGGAAAAAGGUGGUGCGGCUAUAGAAUGUAUGUAUGCACCCAUCCCUGUAAAGAUUGGCACGCGGUGUUUACUUCAUCAAAAUAUGGGUGGCAUCGGACCACCUAUCAAACUGAUAGGUGGAGAGUAUAUCAAAACCCAAACGAGAAAUUGCCAGGACGCGUAUAUGUGAGCAUACAGAGUGUUCAGAUACAGGAAAGUGGUAGGUAUUGGAUAUGUGCAGAUAAAACAGGGAAGGACGCAUGUCUGAAGUUUGAAAUAGAAGUCAAGCGAGAUGGGAAGAUGGUAAUAUACGAGGAUAGGGGAGAGGUGUUCAAGAUAGAUGACAGUCAGAAUAGGGAUCCCAGGGCAACACCUGUACCACCAGUAGUCAGCAAUGUCACCAGGGAAAAUGAGUCUAAGAAGCUGAAGAUAAUGAUAGUAGCAGGAGAAACAGGAUUAAGGCAGUUAUAUGAGAAGGGAAUACCAACAGGGGGAAAAGGAGCCAACACCUGGCUUGCCUGGAUGAUGUACACAGCCAGAAGUAUGCAACGAACCAAUUGUUACGCCUGCGCUGGAGCUAGGCCUCAGCUGGUCCCAGUACCAUUUCCCCUGAAUUGGGAUAGAACACCUAGGGCUAUGACAUGUAUACUACAGCUAUUCACGAAUCCCCUCUUACCAAAAAAUGCGAUAUGCCAGAGUUAUCAUUACCUAUUUCCGGCCAGCAACAACAAUACGAAGGGCCGAAGGGAAGAUCCUCGACCUCCUCCAUUUACCAUUCCUUUUGGGGAGGAGUGGUUUGAGUGCUAUACAAGAAAUAACCCAGAGGGACAGGACAUGGGGGAGGUGCUCAACUGCAAUCAGACGUAUAACAUAACGGCUGAGGAACAGGGGCCAAUGUUCAAUAGCUCCUGGCUGAAAAAGCAGAUAGUCAGUAGAGCCGAUGUCUGGUGGUGGUGCGGGGAGAAUACCCUGUGGCCCCGGUUACCAGGGUCAUGGACGGGAACCUGUACCCUCAUACAACUGAUGAUGCCCUUCACCAUAGCAGUAGAACAUGCUGUAGAACUCAAUAAAGGAAGCCGACGACAAAAGAGAGAGGUGAAAGGAUCAUUCGACACACACAUCUAUAUAGAUGCGAUAGGGGUGCCAAGAGGGGUACCCGAUAAAUUUAAAGCCAGAAAUCAGAUAGCUGCGGGCUUUGAGUCCAUGCUCUUCUGGUGGUCCACAAUUAAUAAAAAUGUGGACUGGAUCAACUACUUAUACUACAAUCAACAACGCUUUAUAAAUUACACUCGAGAUGCAGUUGAAGGAUUAGCGGAACAACUGACAGCUACCAGCCAAAUGGCCUGGCAAAAUCGCAUAGCCUUGGACAUGCUACUGGCUGAGAAGGGAGGGGUGUGUGUAAUGUUUGGCGAACAAUGUUGCACAUUCAUCCCCAACAACACUGCUCCGGAUGGGUCAGUGUCAAGAGCCCUAGCAGGGCUCACCUCUCUGUCUAUCGAAUUGGCUGAGAACUCUGGAGUUGACACCUCCUGGACCAGGUUUCUAGACUCCUGGUUUGGAAAAUGGAAGCACAUCUUUACAUCUGCCCUAACAUCAGUGAUAGUCAUGGUGGGGUUACUGUGUUUGUUCGGAUGUUGUAUCAUUCCCUGCGUACGGGGAUUGGCUCAGCGAUUGAUAGAAACAGCCCUGACGAAGAACAGUGCAGCCACCAUAAUGGCCCUCAGAACACAGUAUGACCUACGAGAGGAAGAUAGGGAGGUGAAGAACCUUCUGCUAGCAUUAGAAAAGGAGGAGAUAGUAUAAAUCAAGGGUGCGUAGCAAAAAGAAAAGGAUGGAUUGUGAGGAAAGAGUUAACAGGCAUAGUUGAUUUAGACUAGGGAUAGAAAAAUAACUUAGAAAGAAAUAAGGCAGAAACCAGACUGCUAGUAGAUUAGAAAGUAACGAUAUAAGAACAGAAAGAAAUUCUAGAUAAAAAGUAACAGAGAAAGACUUCAGCAGGAGAUAGUAAAGAAAUUAGAACGAAGGGGAAAGGGACACGAAGUCACGCUCAACUACGCAUGCUUGAUGAGAUUACAUGAAUAUGUAUGCACACCCACUAUGACAAGAUGCCUAAUUUAAAUGCACAUGCGAUGCAUGAUAUGGGAGGUGUCUUUGACGUUAGGUGGGCGUUCCCAGACGUUCUCGUGGGAAACAGGGCUUUAUGUUAUGAUUGGAAGAAGCUCAAUGGGGAGGGAUGAGAAUGUGAUAAUAAUGAAAUGAACUGUAUAAAGAUAGAAAGCAUCUCCAUCUUCUUUGUGCCUCUAGUGGACCUCAGAGGAGGGGCACCUAUUCUGCAGAAUAUGAAAUUAAUAAAAACACUUCUUUGUCUGAAUUUGUCUCAAGAGCAUU